This is a messenger RNA of Durusdinium trenchii, 1845 nucleotides long. The record is from the annotation of a GenBank genome assembly. NCBI's taxonomy places the organism in Eukaryota, Dinophyceae, Suessiales, Symbiodiniaceae.
AAACAUUUUGUAGCUGUGGCAAUGCAAAAGAAUGCGGUGCGCGCUGAUGCGGGGCCAGAUGUGUGCAGCGAUGGAGACGAACCAGAAGUUCGACGUUUGCGAGAGGCAGUGCCCCAUGGGCAAGUCUGCAAAGGUGCAGGACGAGGACCUGGUCAUCGAUGGGGAGACGGCGGUUGAUGACUUGCAACGCAGCUGCAGGGGGAACAACUCCCUGGAGAACUGCAUUUGUUUCGCAUUAAAUUCUGAUUUGGAGUUGGUAGCCCAACGCAUUGCUCAACAGGAAGAGUUCGCAGAGCAGGUGCUGCGUGAUGGAGGAGGUGGUGAUGGAGCAAGACGCAGGGCGCCUUCAGCACAAGAUGUGCAGAAACUUUUGCGGUUGCUCAGAGAGACUAGCAAGCUAGCCUCCAAGAUUGGGGAGUUACCCAGUCAGUUUGAUGCGCUGGUCAGUGAAGAAGCACGUGAGGCUUGCAGAGCGGCUGCCCAGGCUGUGACAAAGCUUCCGCUGCCAGAGUCAUCUGUGAUGGAGGAAGACACCCCCGUAGGUGAAGAGAACUGGGGAGAAUGGACUGACGAUCCCAUGCAUGCACUGGCCGCAGUGGACCUGCAGAGUACAGAGGAGGAAGCGGACGAAGCGGAACCUUCGCAUGCCGCUGCUGAGCCCAAACAGGCUCAGCGAGCUGUUGAAGGUGAUGAGGAGGAGGAAGAGCCGGAGGUAAAGGAGGAUGGCCAUGAUGCAGCAGGGCUGAAAUCGAGUCUGCAGGAGAUAGCAGCACCGCUUCAAGCGAAACCAGAGGCAGAGGGCAAACCAGCAAUCGAGGAUGAGGAGGGUGCGCCGGUCAUUCACGUCUCUCAACUUCCGGAGUGGCUAGAGGAUGCUGCGCCCAAGGAGCCUGUGGGUAAAGUGCAGUCUAUCGUGCAAGAUCUUCUCAUUAUCCAGGGAGGGGAGGACAGCAAGGCCUUGGACCUCGGCUCUGUGGUUUGCGAAGCAGAUGGGCGUGUCCUGGGCGCGGUGGUAGACGUCUUUGGGCAGAUUUCUCGGCCACACUACUUGGUGCUUCCCUGUGAGACCUGCAAGAAGGACUUACCCGUGGUGGGUGCGGCUGUGCUGGCUGCAACAGGCAUGGAGGAGACAAGCUUCCUUUGCGACAGCACAGACUUGGCUGCCUUGCAACAGCUUGAAGAUGGUAGCGAUGAGGAUAGUGACCUUGUGGACAGCGGCGAGUCUGAAAGCGAGGCUUCACCAACGUUCACCAACCUUCUGACUGAAGGGGCUGCUGCGCUGGAAGCUGCUUCAAGAAAUCUGGGAGGUGUCUGGGCACAGCCACAGAUCGAUCCUAAGAUGACCGCCGAAAGCGCCUCUUUGGCGGACUGUCCAUGGCGAAGUCCCACUCUUGGGGACAGAGGAGAGCCAUCCGCAUCUGCAUCUGCACGGUGCAGAUUCAAUGGCUAUGGCUCCAGUGAAUGGAGGCAGGCUGGGCAGGACCGAGGAGAUGAUGUGGUCCGACGAGAGGGCACUACCCACAGCGUCUUUCCAAAGAGAGAGGAACGCUUGCAGAGAGUACCGCCGCCACCUGUGCCACCUGCGCCACCACCACCUCCACCACCACCUCCGCCAGCACACGGCUCGAAGAGAUUCAGUGGCAAUCAGGAGGAGGAUUGCAGAUGGGAUGUCCGAUCCAGACCCAGUGCAGCCACCAGACCAAAACCUUCAAAAAAUCCACGACUGGGUGACUGAUCGCCUCAUGGGCCACGUGCUGUGACAUCCGGAGUGUUGGUGGGAGCAAAAAGAAUUUUAAGACUCAUUGCAAGUCAGAAGGCAGAAUCCCAUGGAAAUCCAUCUAAGGA